UCUGUCCCCAAAACAAAACUUCGUCACUCGCCAACACAGGAAACCGUACCAUCGACCUCGUACUAAAUCCCGUCCCGUCGUCGAUUCGGGGGCCUCACGCCCCUUGUCCCUACCACCUGAGCGGCGUUUGGCACGUUCCAGACUCGCGUCAAAUAUAGCUCAGCAGCAUCCCGACUUAAGACAGUUUGAUAGCGACACUGCGCCAAGCAACAACACAUGCACUCAGUACCCUUCGAUUCCAGACAUCACUCACUCAUUCCUUUUCCACACAAUUUAUUUUUCCUUCAAAAACCACAAUAAUGACAUUUUAUCCCCAAUUUAAGUGUGAUUCGAGCGCAUUGCCUUGGUAACGGAAAAUUCAAUUUAGAAAAAAACAAUUGUUGCUCUUGUCAAAAUAGUUGACACUUGUCAGGGUGGAAACAACCUGUAUUAGUGGUGUUUAGUAAUUCGAUAAAGUAUCGGAUCAUUUUGGGAUUGGAAGAGGUUUUUGGAUUGGAGUUUGGAAAAUAGAGAGAUGCCGCGCGCGUUCUUGCUGACUCACCGAAGGUACAACAUGGGGGGAGCAUCCGAAGAUGGCAGAGAUAAGAAAGGACUUAGUCCAGAACAUUCCGUCUGCACGGCAGAACCCACCAUGGACAUCAAUAUGUCGGACAGCAGUUCUGAUCUUCCCGAUGAGCUGUACAACUUGACCAAGCUGGCCGAAGUGGCUGUAGCUACCGGACAAAUUUUAGAGAAGAGGAACCAACAACUCAUGAGUAUGGGAAGCACUGACGAAUACUCCAAUCAUUCAAGGCUCUCGGAUAUGGACGAGAUAGACAGGGAAAAGCAUCUCAUCACCUACACUCACAAGCUGUUUGACAAAAGUUCUCGGACACCCAGACAUCACUUAUUAAAGACUGAACAAAUCAACCAAACCCUCUUCAACCUUUCCAAAGCCCAACCGGUGGCUCUUCCUCAUAGCAGUACCAGUGAAAUAUCUAAUCUAAGCAGUACCUCUUCAUCGUCAGAGUGUAACGAACAUGAGUGCCAGGAAUGUGGUAAAAGAUAUAGUACAUCUAGUAAUUUGGCACGUCACAAGCAAACCCACCGCAGUCCUGCAGACAAGAAAGCCCGAAGAUGUCCGCACUGUGACAAACUCUAUGUCAGUAUGCCUGCAUUCUCUAUGCACGUCCGCACUCACAACCAGGGAUGCAAAUGUCAGUACUGUGGCAAGUGCUUUUCGAGGCCUUGGUUACUUCAAGGACAUAUCCGCACUCACACAGGUGAAAAGCCAUUUCAAUGCACAAUCUGCGCGAAAGCCUUCGCAGACAAAUCCAAUCUCCGUGCUCACAUCCAGACGCACUCCAACACCAAGCCUCACGUUUGUGGCCGUUGCGGCAAAGCCUUUGCCUUGAAAUCGUACCUGUACAAGCACGAGGAGUCAUCUUGUAUGAGAAUGAACCGAAAUUCUCGAGAUUCUUCUCCAGAUAAAGAAAAGUCAAUAGCUUCACCAACCCCAGUCAUAGUCUCGGCCAACCAUCUGACGGAUUCCGUAAUCCGAUCAGCAGAUGCAAUAAGGACACCCAUGCUGUACAGAUCCACCGUCAUCUCACCAAAUCCAGAAAGAAUCCUGUACAGUACCAUAAAACAUCCCUCGGUCAUCCUGAACGCCUCCGUGUUUGACCACAUGCUGGCCCAAGACCAGCCGGUCGAUUUUUCGAGGAGUUCCUCGGAGAAGAAGAACAGCACGCCGUUCAGCAUCAUGGCCAUCAAAGUUUAAAGUAAUUCUGCGCAAUCUAGAUAUAUUAUAGUGAUAAAUUACUCUUAAUUCCUCCCAGGGACCAUUCUUUCUCAUCUAGUUAUUUAGAAUCUCAAUAAAAAAGUAUUUACUUCGUAGACUGUGAAUUCUUCUUCGUGCCAAGUAUAUUGUAGCGUGUCGUUGUGUAUAUAGGGCUUGAGUUUAUUUUUUGGUUUACCCGUGUUUGAGGGAUUUUUGAGUUUAUGAUAGAAUUUUUGGCAGAACAGAAAAUCGAAAAAGAGGCUAAAACGACGGCAGAAUAGGCAUAGAAAUAUCAUUUCUAAUCGAGUUUUACUAUCCCUAUCAAAGAAGUUAUUAAAAGUUCAUUAUUAGCGGCUGUUCUUUAAUUAUUUGAAAACUUUGUUGAAUAUGAUAUUUUUGACAGAUCUCUAUACAGGGUCCGGCAAUAGUGCGUCAGGCAUCUGUAGCUCCUAUAACAACAAAAUUAGGAAUUUUGUUUAGGUGCAGACCUAAAGUAUGUGUUAGGAUGUAUUUCAAGAAGAUAUUUUAACUGCUACAGGGUGGCUUAAGAAAGUGUGAGAGGAUCGGGAUGAUUUUUCUUAAAUAGAACACCCUGUAUAUUAUUGCAUUGUUGGCUUCCUUUUUGAUCGCCUU
Sitophilus oryzae (rice weevil) is the source of this 2392-nucleotide messenger RNA. Its product is annotated as protein escargot-like. Bases 515 to 1759 code for a protein of 414 amino acids. The record is from RefSeq and is a predicted model, not a curated record. NCBI's taxonomy places the organism in Eukaryota, Metazoa, Arthropoda, Insecta, Coleoptera, Curculionidae. Gene Ontology annotation, molecular function: RNA polymerase II cis-regulatory region sequence-specific DNA binding; DNA-binding transcription factor activity, RNA polymerase II-specific. Gene Ontology annotation, biological process: regulation of DNA-templated transcription. The transcript has 7 exons.